GAGGGCUGAGGAGGGGGAAGCCGCUGCAGGCAGGACUGGGGGCGGCAAGGGGACUGAGCCCGUGUGCGGAGGUCGGGCCCGAGGACCGUGGGGGACUCUGAUGGCCUUGGGGUUGGCCGAGGGGCACGACUGAGUUUUGAGUGGGUGUGAGGUGUUAGUGACGGGGCCUGGGGCCAGAGCGGAAGGGCCUGCUGAGGACCCGAGGUGGGAGGGGUGCGGGGCAAACUGAAGGCGUGAGGAACGGGACCGGGGUUCAGACUUGGCGGCGCUGUUGAUUCAUUGUCCUUCAACGUCGUCACGACCCUGCACUCUGCUUUCCCCGCCUGGGUUUGUCCCCCCUCUGGUUGGGGGGGAGGCGUGUGUCCUCAUUUCUUUUCUCCGGACCUAGUGGUCCGAGGAGGACGGUCGAUGAGCUGGCCUAGAUCGGUGUCCUGCGGGGAGGGCUCGAGGCCACAUUCCUCUCCGGUUGGGGGGUAUUGUCAGAGGUACCCUUAUCACCUGGAAAUCGUGUAGCUCUGCACGCCCUCUUCCCACAAGGGAUUAGCUCCUCGUGGGUAGAGCCGUGGUGGUCAUCAGCAGCCACGGGAGGCAGAGGGCAAGGAGGAGCUUGCUGAACCGAGUGACUGGCUUUCCAGCCAAUGGUGUCCAGCCUGGGUGGCAAGAGGGACUCCAAAUCACUGCACAGAGAAAGUGUUGGAGGCACUCGGUUAUCAGCCCUGUCAGCGACUGACUACUAGCGACGCGUGACUGCUGGCCCUUCUAGUGUGGUACCUCGCAGAGCACUGUAAACAAAUCCAGGUGAAGCCAGUAGAAAGAGUGCUCCCUGUGAGUGGGUCUGAGCCAGAAGCAAUCCCCUGUGGACCUUUCCCGCGUGCACUUGCUGGGAUCAGGGGCUGACCUCAUGAGGCCCCCGGUGGGAGACUAGUUACAGCAGAGCAUUCUGACACUCUGGUUAAGAGCCAUUAUGGUACGUAUUUAUUAGCAAAACGCUCCUUGUGCCUCCCUGGUUCUAUGAGAAGAGCUCAGGAAUGGAGCUGCAAACUGGAGCGUGCUGGUGGGAUGGGAGAGUAGUAUGGACAUCAGUGUUCAGGCCUGCUGGCUCGAUGGGUGGAGACCCUGCCUCUUCAGGAUAUUUGGAUACUCGCUUUGACUAUGAAGUUUGGGAGACUGUCAGGGGAAGGUUUUUCCUUCUGCCUCGGAUUCCAGAAAUCCUGUAGGAAGAGGAGAUGUGUUAGACAUACUUGAACUGGUUUGUUCUUUAGCAAACAUCUGGUAGAGACUGGAAUUGGAGGUGAGUAAAGAAGUGACCACGCCACCCAGGAUCUUCUUCCACUUGCAGCGGUUCACCCUAAGAGAUAGGGGACCUUUUUCUCGGCUGAAGUGCUGCAGGAAGAUAAGGGAACACCAGGUCUCAGAACUGAAGUGUGACUGCUGCCACCCUGCCAACUCAUUUGGAAAUGGCCUUGUGUGGUCUUGUCUAGGCGGACAGUGGAUGUGAGAUUCUGCUGAGUGCCUUGUGCUGUCUCCCAAGGACCAUGAAUGCCAUCGUUGCUCUCUGUCACUUCUGCGAGCUCCAUGGCCCCCGCACUCUCUUCUGCACAGAGGUUCUGCAUGCCCCACUUCCGCAAGGCACUGGGACUGGGAACAGCCCAGGCCAAGGCGAACAGGCCGAGGAGGAGGAAGGCGGCAUUCAGAUGAGCAGUCGGAUACGUGCUCACAGCCCAGCAGAAGGGGCCAGUGCAGAAUCCAGCAGCCCAGGGCCCAAAAAGUCGGACAUGUGUGAGGGCUGCCGAUCACUUGCUGCAGGGCACCCGGGGUAUAUCAGCCACGAUACAGAGACUGCGAUUAAAUAUGUCAGUCACCAGCACCCCAACCACCCCCAGCUCUUCAGCAUUGUCCGCCAGGCCUGCGUGCGGAGCCUGAGCUGUGAGGUCUGCCCCGGCCGGGAAGGCCCCAUCUUCUUUGGGGAUGAGCAGCAUGGCUUUGUGUUCAGCCACACCUUCUUCAUCAAAGACAGCCUGGCCAGGGGCUUCCAGCGCUGGUACAGCAUCAUUGCCAUCAUGAUGGACCGCAUUUACCUCAUCAACUCUUGGCCCUUCCUGCUGGGCAAGAUCCGAGGGAUCAUUGAUGAACUCCAGGGCAAGGCACUUAAGGUGUUUGAAGCAGAGCAGUUUGGGUGCCCGCAGCGCGCCCAGAGGAUGAGCACAGCUUUCACACCCUUCCUGCACCAGAGGAACGGCAACGCGGCCCGCUCGCUGACAUCCCUGACAAGAGACGACAACCUGUGGGCAUGCCUGCACACCUCCUUUGCUUGGCUCCUGAAAGCCUGCGGCAGCCGGCUGACUGAGAAGCUCCUGGAGGGCGCGCCCACCGAGGACACCUUGGUCCAGAUGGAGAAGCUUGCAGACCUAGAAGAGGAAUCUGAAAGCUGGGACAACUCUAAGGCUGAAGAGGAGGAGAAAGCCCCUGUCUCGCCAGAGGGUGCAGAAGGGCAGGAGCUGGCCAAAUGCCCAACAGAUUCUUCCUUGCUGGCAGACUGUGGAAACUGGCAGUCCCGAAAGCUGUCCAUCUUCAGGUCCCUUCGGCACAUGAGGCAGGUCCUAGGCACCCUGUCGUUUCGCAUGUUGGCCUGGCAUGUUCUCAUGGGGAACCAGGUGAUCUGGAAAAGCAGAGACAUGGAUCUUGUCCAGUCAGCUUUUGAUGUUCUUCGGACCAUGCUGCCGGUGGGCUGUGUGCGCGUCAUCCCUUACAGCAGCCAGUAUGAGGAGGCCUACCGGUGCAACUUCCUGGGGCUCAGCCCGCACGUGCAGAUCCCCCCCCACGUGCUCUCCUCAGAAUUUGCUGUCGUCGUGGAGGUCCACCCAGCCGCCCGCUCCAGCCUCCACCCAGUUGGGUGCGAGGGUGACCAGUCUCUCAGCAAGUACGAGUUUGUGGUGACCAGUGGGAGUCCUGUAGCUGCAGACCGAGUCGGCCCGACCAUCCUGAAUAAGAUGGAAGCAGCUUUGACCAACCAGAAUCUGUCUGUGGACGUGGUUGACCAGUGCCUCAUCUGCCUCAAGGAAGAGUGGAUGAACAAAGUGAAGGUCCUUUUUAAAUUCACCAAGGUGGACAGUCGGCCCAAAGAGGACACACAGAAGCUCCUGAGCAUCCUUGGGGCGUCCGAGGAAGACAAUGUCAAGCUGCUUAAGUUCUGGAUGACAGGCCUGAGCAAAACCUACAAGUCACACCUCAUGUCCACAGUCCGCAGCCCCACGGCUUCAGAGCCUCGUAACUGAUGCCUGUGUGGUUCCGUCCAGGGUGUGCCUUCUGGGAAGCCGUGAUGGCUGUACUUGCCACCAGGCGCAGAGAUGGGCCUCUGGUGGCACAGAUUCUCCUGUUUCUGAGGAGCUGGCAUAGAGCUCUUCCCUGGCAAGUGAUGGAAGCUGGGCAGAACCUUGCCCUCUGUGGGAUUUGGGACUGGUGUAGUUUCUGGCAUCACCAACCCACAGGCUCUUUGAGUUGCUCCAGCCUUGAAGAGGGCAGUGGGAGACUUGUGGCAAUGGGUCCCUGCAGAAGACUCAGAAAUGUGCAUCUCAUGCCUCUCAAGGACUUGGACCUCAAAAUUUAUAGGGAAAACACAUCAGGGCAGACCAAGCAUUUAUCCACAAUAACAACACAUCUUCUCUCAAGGUUAAUGUUCAGACCUUUUCUGUUCUGAAAUGCAGCAAGAGGUGUCUGGGUUUUAAAUGCAUGACUGUAUAUUUUGCCACAGUUGUGAAUUUUUUAGGACAUGCUGAUCCUUAGUCCUCUUUAGUAAUCUGGUUUUGUGUGUGUGCUCUGGGAAGGACUUCUGGGAAUGGAGUGGAUAUUUUCCUCCUCUUUGGAUCCUCUGGGAUUCACGUUCUGAAUCAUGACUGCCAAGGCUCUGGCCAUGCUCUCCUGUGGUGGCUUUAUAAUUACGCUUAGUUGAGGACAAGGCCUUGCUGUAUUUCACACAAAGGCGAUACUUUGCUGAAAUGUCAAAUGGAGCCAUUUGACUUGCCUAGCUCACUGUAUAUGGAGAAGAGAAACCCCCUAGUUAAUUCUGUGCCACUGUAAACAUUUGCAUUUGGCUGCAGUUAACUGUUUUCAGAGUACGUGGUGUAAGAGUUUCAUCAUCCUAGUGUACAUUUUUAAUAAGGAUCCAUGGCUUGAAGGGAUUUUCCAGCAGUUUUGUUGAUUUGUUUAUAGUUAUUUGUGUUUAAUUUAUAUCUAACAUGAAGACUACGUUUAUAUGACUAGGUAUCUAUCAUGUUAGAACAUUAAAACACAAUAAAGAUGUAUUUUUAUAAACUGC
This is a messenger RNA of Manis pentadactyla (Chinese pangolin), 4315 nucleotides long. RefSeq names its product folliculin (gene FLCN). Bases 1536 to 3275 code for a protein of 579 amino acids. Gene Ontology annotation, molecular function: GTPase activator activity. Gene Ontology annotation, cellular component: cytosol. The record is from RefSeq and is a predicted model, not a curated record. The transcript has 13 exons. NCBI's taxonomy places the organism in Eukaryota, Metazoa, Chordata, Mammalia, Pholidota, Manidae. Gene Ontology annotation, biological process: positive regulation of GTPase activity; positive regulation of transforming growth factor beta receptor signaling pathway; negative regulation of transcription by RNA polymerase II.